This is a messenger RNA of Ornithorhynchus anatinus (platypus), 2720 nucleotides long. RefSeq names its product interleukin 31 receptor A (gene IL31RA). Gene Ontology annotation, biological process: cytokine-mediated signaling pathway. The transcript is spliced from 14 exons. Gene Ontology annotation, molecular function: cytokine receptor activity; cytokine binding. Gene Ontology annotation, cellular component: signaling receptor complex; external side of plasma membrane; membrane. The record is from RefSeq and is a predicted model, not a curated record. The coding region runs from base 33 to 2423 and encodes 796 amino acids. Lineage: Eukaryota; Metazoa; Chordata; Mammalia; Monotremata; Ornithorhynchidae.
UCUUCCUUCCAUCCUUCUGAGUCACCAGGAAGAUGUGGCCUUGGGCCCUUUGGGUGUGUCCUCUGCUCUGUGGCAUCAGUUUAGCAGCCCCCCCAGACAAGCCACAGAAUAUUUCCUGCAGCCUUUACUACAAUGAAAACCUCACUUGCACAUGGGAUCCGGGAAGGGAAGUGCAUCCAGCAAAUUUCACUGUUUCUAUAAAAUCGUGGGGGGACCCACCGCACCGGACACUGCCGCUCGCAAACCUCGGUCUCCUGUCCUUCUCCAGGGGCCUUUCUACCAAGAGCAUCGUCCACCGCGACCUCUGCAUGAGUAGCACCAACUCCUGCUCCUUCCGGUUCUCCGAGCUCCUCUACCCCUCCGUCAGCAUCAUUGAGGUCACUGCCGAAAGUGCCUUUGGUGUUGCCACGUCGAACGCCACCGUUUGGAAUCUCCCCAAGAUCGUGAGGAUAGGUCCACCUACGAUCCGAAGCGUGGAAAUGGCCCCGGGGACCGAAUCGUCCCUUCUAAUAACUUGGGACAGGCCUUCUCUGACUCCUGAGUGGUAUGAUUUAAUAUGCUGCCUUCGGCACAGGAAAGCGAACGGUGUCCACUGGGAACAAGUGACCCUCAUCAUGAGACGCAGAGAACUGUCUGGGACGCACACCCUCUCCGGGCUGGACUGUGCGGUCUACGCCGUGUCCGUGCGGUGUGCGGUGAAUGACUCUGAGUUCUGGAGCGCCUGGAGCGAAGAAAAAUCGGGAACCGUGGAGAGGCCAACCAGGAUCCUGGCUUCUUCACAGCUUCCCCGGCCCUGGGUCCAAAGGCUCCGGAUGGCUCAGCCCCAUUCCGGCCCUGUCCCCAGCUGUCUCAGUGGAGUUCCCGCUAACCCUCUUCCUCUCUGUCUCCUCCCAGGUCAGAUGUGUGGCGGCGACCUGUGGAGAGUUAUCGGGCCCACUGGGCCGGACGGGAAUCGGACGGUGUGGCUGAUGCGCAAGGGAUGCUGCCGGCGCUCCUCUGGCUACAGCGUACACGUCAGGCCGGAGAAGAAGCCGUCUCUGGGUCGGACCGUGACCGUGACCAGCUGGAUGGGCGAGCUGUCUUUGACAGGAGAGGCCUACCUGGUGUACCUGGUGGACUCUAACUCCACUGCAGCAUCUGCCAAAGCCACCCUGAGGAUCCCGCCCGUGGGAGAAAGCCCUCCCCAGAGGAUCAACGCGGUGACGGUGCGGCCCGUCAGCGGAGACGGGCUGGUGGUGACGUGGGACGCCCCCGCCUCGGACGUCGACAGAUUCGUGGUGGAGUGGCGACAGGAUUGGGAGACGGAGUCCUCGGCCACCUCGUGGGAAAUCGUUUCCCGGGGCGGGAGCUGGACAGCUGGAGGAGACCGCUUCCUGCCAUUCCAGUGCUAUAACAUCUCCGUGUACCCGCUGAUUAAGGAGGUUGUGGGAGCCCCAAUUUCCACCCAGGUCUAUUUUCGGGAAGGCGUGCCUUCGGAAGGGCCCGUGUCUAGGGCUGAAAACUUGGGAAAGCACGAAGUGACGAUCAGAUGGAAAGAGAUCUCCAAGAAGAAGAGGAACGGCUUCAUCAGAAACUACACCCUGUUUUACGGGGCCGUCGGGGGAGAAGAGAUGGCCAGGACGGUCAAUUCCGGUUUCCUGCAGUCCACGCUGGAGGGGCUGGAGCCCGACACCCAGUACACUGCCCGAGUCCUGGCCAGCACCAGCGCCGGCGGACGCAACGGCACCAAGAUCAACUUCCGCACGCUGGCCUUCAGCAACCUCGACAUCCUCCUCCUCACCGCUCCCAUUGGAGGGAGUCUCCUUCUGCUCAUUGUCCUGGUGGCCGUGUGUUCCCUCUCCAAGACCAAGUUAAAACAGGCCUUCUGCCCGCGGAUUCCUGACCCCGCGGAGAGCGUCCUCUCCGAGUGGCUGACCCGCAUGAGCACGGCCAAGGAGCGGCUGAAAGAGAGACCAUCGGACGACUUGCCGAACCCCAGCAACUCGUGGGCGGAAAAGCCUGGGUCCUCCCCGGAGGAGUUCCCUGACAAGCUGGUGGUGGACUGUUGGAACAUCUUGGAGCAGGAAGCCAUUUUCCCCAGAGCCUCAAGGCGGUGGCGGGUGAGCUCCUCGUUUGGGGAAGAGUAUGAGUAUGUGCCAUCUCUAUCCAGACCCAACUCCUGGGGGUUGGUCAGGAGCCCAAGCAGAAGCCCCUGCUUGCCCGAGGAAACGCCGGAGACCAGUCCGGGGCCCACCCCUGAGGCCGCCCCGCAGCCCAGCCCGCUCCAGAACCCGGGCUCCGCCAAGAGCGCGAGACCGGGAGGGCUCCUUGAGGAGCCUGCGGCCUUAAAUCGGUACUUGAAGAAUUCGGUCACGGAGAGGGAGUUCCUAAUUUCUGAGAACUUUGCGGACCUGACUGGGAAAGGAGUAGUCAGACAAUCUUAGUGCCACCCCAGAAUCCCAAGGUGGGCCCGGGCUCGGUCUACGGUGGAGGUCGGACUGGCCGCUUAACAAAUACCAACAUUAUCAUCAUUAUUACCAGGGGCUGGGUGCCUGAGCCACCCAAAGAGCUGGUUGACAGAGGGCACUACCCUUUAUUCCCUUAUGCGGUGAAGAAUUCAAUAUGGCAGCUUCCAUAUUGACUCCACCUCAUCCAAGUCAAGCAAGCUGUCCAUCAAGAGUAUUUUAUCUAGCCUCUACUGUGCACUGAGUGCUUAGGAGAGGACAGUUGAGUAAGAGAAA